UUUACCAACUUAGGGUAACUGGGAAGAAGGUGGUGUCCAGAUAAAUGUUCAAUGUUGCCUUGUGUUCUAAUAAAACAAUUUUAAAAACAGCUUUCUUGCCCUCUUGGUGGCCUUCCUUCCUACAACUCCCUCUCACUUCAUUCUAACAGAAGGUCCUGAUACUGAUCAUUAGAGAUACAUGUUUGGGACCUAAUAGGCAUUGCUAAACCCAUCUAGGGAGAAAUUGGCUUUUAUUUAGAGGAUAGAAGACAGAAAGUAUAGUCUCUGUCAGUGAAAGGUUGUAUAUGUAUAUUUUGUUUAAAAAACAACCCCAACAACAACCUUGACCUUGUGGUUAAUUGACUUGCCUAGGAUUACACAGCUAGGAUUUGUUGUCUGAGGCUAGAUUUAAACUCAGGAUCUCCCUUCUUUAGGCCUGGCUUUCUCUACUGAGCCAUCUAGCUGCCCCUGUGUAUAUAUAUAUAUUUUUUUUGUAAUACUGGGGUUGGGAUGAAGAAGGCAGGAAGAGGAAGUGAUGAUCUUUUUUUUGGUUCUGUUCAAGAAAGCCAGAGGGACUCUGGUCAAAAACUAUCACCCUCCCCACUUUGGGUAAGACUAAUUCUGUUUAGGAUAUGUUGGCACAGGGUCCUUUUGGCUAGUGGAUUCAGCCUUCACUGUGUUCAUUCAUAGUGGGUGAUUGAGGUUGGCAUACAGGGCUGAAUGGUAAACAGAAGGAAUGGGUAUGUUGCCAGGUGUGUUAUAAUUUGGUGAAUAGAAUGGGGGCUCCCUUUGUUCCUUUUGGUGUUUGUUUAGAACAGAAGAUAAGAUAGGCAAUGCUUAGGGGUGUUUGUUCAGGUGGCUACUUAUAAGAAACCAGCACUUGUUCUAAGCAGUUCAGCUUUACUCUGGAUCCAGACAUUCUCAUCUUCUUGGGAAUUCUGAGGACCUGUCACUCUGGUCUCCUUAAAGCCAGGCCUGGGACAAAACCAGUAGUCUGGGCAACAGGCUGAAUUGGAUGGUAAGGCCAGUGUCAGUUGGGACAAACCAGUUUCUUCACUGAUCCCUUGAGGGGCUGCCCUGGGAAGUGAUUGACAUGUAGCUAGGGUUUAUAACACAAAGCUGAUGCUCCUCCCAGGCCCCACCUCCACACUAUUGGCUGCCUGCCUGCCACGCGCCCAGGAUCGCUGGAGGCUUUGCUCAUGCAUCUCAGGAACAGCUGCACAUUUGACCUGGGUAGGGGUAUGGAGGGGGGAAGGGUAGCAGGGAGAAACUCUGAAAGAACUUUGGUAGGGACCAGAAAGCCCGCUGUAUGGGGUGUGAUUAUGGCCCUCUGUGUCUUAGUCCAAAAACUAGAAGAUUGGCAGGGUUACAUGGGGAUAGAUGUGAAAGUCAUUGGACUGGAAAAGGUGUCCCUUCUGUGGUGAAGCCUCCUUUGAUUGCUUUGUCCCAUAGUGUUGAAGGGAGUAGGAGGGACCAGCAGCUUUGGCUUUCUUAGAAUUUUUCUAGAAGCAGAAUCCUUAUUUUUAUGGGAAAUGUAGAAACAGUCAUACCUGUAUGGGAUGCAGUCACCUUCUCCUUAGGAGACUAUCUCCUUAUCUGGCCUGCAAGUUCCUGAGAUGUCUGAGUCUCAGAGAUACUCAGAUCCCCUUUGGUUUCCUUUACAAGGUAAUCCUUGGGCUUUCUGUGCCUUAGCCCCAAAUUUUUUUCUAACCCAGAAUUUGAAUGAACUGAAUUAGGUAAAUUAUGCUGUUUCUUCCUAAAGUUAUAAAGAUGUUUGUGGCAGAACAGGAAAUAGAACCCAGAAAUCAGGAUAUUCCAAUUCUAUUGCUUUUUCUUCUGUCACACUGCCUCUGAGAGGGCUUAGGAAGCUCAGCCAGGGCCAGAUGGAUUUCCAAAACUAGUUUAGUUGUUGGAGUCAGGGAUGGUUUUAAAUUUAAAGAGGAGAGAGAGGGAGAGACAGACACAGAGUCAGAGAGAGUAUUCAUGUACUCAAGCACGUGCACUGGAGAGACCAGGUAGCAGAGGCUGGGAUUUUUACAAAAUUCCUUAACUUCAGUAUGAAUUUUGCUUCCCUGUGUAGUAGCCCUCAUUAGAUAUGUGAAGAAUUAGGACCCUGACAAAGAAAAUUAUAUCUUUUCUUCAGUUCAAACAUGGAUCACAAAAGACCUUUUUGCCCUGGGCCUUCAAAAGAGGUUGCUUUUCCUUUUUCUGGUGGAUUCCUGAGCAUUGGGAAAGUUCAUAAAAGAACCUGCCUAAAUGGUGGCAGAGUAUAGUUGGGUCUAGGAAGUAACUCUGUUGCUCAGUUGCUUCCUUUCUAUGUCAGGAAUAAGGGAAUACCAGGGAAGAUCCAGGAGUGAUUGCAUUGUUCCUUAUCCCAUUCCUCAGUGGGCUUAGACAAACAGAUGUGUCCUAUUUCCUAGUGGGGGGUGGGUGGAGGGGGUAGUAGUGAGGAGACUAGCAGAUUUCUCUGUCUGCUCACCUCCCUGCCCAGCUGUUCUGUAGGUUAGCAGUGCAUGUCUGGUCCUAUUUCUGAUGAAAGUAGACUUUGUUCUUUGGAGGCUGAUAAUCGUGCCCCAUGGGGGUGUAAUCAGGGAGAAGGUAUUUAAUACAAGGCAGGCGGGAACAGGCGGCCUGUCCCAGCUGGCAGAUUGCAACAUGGCAAUUAGGUAGGGUCUUAUCCCUCUCCCCUCCUCCCUUUAUUGGCCCUAGCUGAUAUCCAGGAGUUGAAGAAUGAAUGUUAUUCAGGAGUAGAGGAAGGGGGUGGACAGGGAAGGGAGGAGUUUUGCAUACUCCUUUUCCCAAGAAUUGGAAGAGGAAAGUACUACUGUGAUAGACUUCAUAUGGUAGAGAUACCCAGCUGUGCAGCUAUCGGUAAGACUCCCCUGGACUGACCCAGGCAGCAAACUUUCUCUUGAUGCUUUAAAUCACUUUCUUUAUCAACCUUUUUAUAGUUCAGCCUAUGGUAAAACUUAGCUCUUUUCCUUACACCAAUAAGAUAGGUUGGGCUAGUUCAGGGGAUUCUUUCAGUAUGUACUUAAGACUCCCCAGGCUCAUCCUAAUGUGAAUCCCAAUCAUGAAACUUAAUGCAUCUUUGGUUCAGCCACAGUCACUCAGAACCCAUCCUGGGCCUUGGUAGAAUCCAUCAUCUCCCCUCCAGCCCCCAAUGUGUGCCCUCAAAUUCCUUCCAACUACAUGAAGUCUAUCUUUGACUGAGCCUCUUCAAGCUGGAAUCUGGUUCUUCAAAGACUUCUCUUAUUCAGGAGUGUUUAGAAAAUACUAACUGGAGGAGGGAUAGGGGAGGCCCUAGAGCAAUGUCUUCUAUUUUCUCUCCUGCUCAUCUUUCACUGUUCUACUUCAGACCCCUCUCCCUUUACUGUCUUCUGUCUCAGGCUGAGUUAUCAGGCUUUUUAAAAACCUUUACCUUCUGUCUUAGAAUCAGUGCUGAGUAUUGGUUCCAAAGCCCAAGAACAGUAAGGGCCUGGCAAUUGGCAUUGUUUAAGACUUGCUCAGUGGUAUGUAGCCAGUAAGUGUCUGAAUUCAUGAACCCAGAACAUUCCAUCUUCAAGCCUGCCUCUCUAUCCACUCAGUCACCUAGCUGCUCCUUAUCAGGUCUUUUUUGCUCUUUAUUGCAUCUAGUUGUACUCCCUAUGCCUGUUCCCCUCAGGGCUUCUCUCUUUCCUGCCUAGGAUAGUGGGCUCCUUGGAUGUGUGGAGAGUUAUUGCCCUAUCCCUCUUAGCAGAACAUGAUUUAGGACUACUUAUAAGUUAGGAGUCAGUAUGUGGAACCAAAUGACCCAGAGAGGCUUUGGUAGUGUAUGUGGAUUAAUCAGGGAUGAGAAUUGGUACAGGGAUGGAGGAGGGAUGACUCCACCUCCUGGGAAUCAAAGAGUUUCAAGCCUAUCUAUAAAUUACAUUUUUUGUCCAGAUAGAUUUCCUUUUGAUAAUCUGCCUGGGGGACUUGUCUUCCCUACUCCUAUGAGAAUAGGUCCUCCCUCCCCUCAUGGUGCCCGUACACCAGAUUCCCUUUCUGCCAUUUAGAAGUGUUUUGAAGAGAACAAGUAGCUUCCAUGCCAACUUCUCAGUAUGAAUUUUCCACUGACAUCGUUAUUCAUUCUCUCUGAUAACCUGAGCUGGUCUUAACUUAGGGCGGGAAGGGGGAAAUGUUUGUUCAAGGCUCUUUGCAUUUUUAGCAGCUGAGACAAGCGGAGCCACAGGAUGUGGAUGUAACCAGAGCCAAGGACUAUAGAGUUUGGAAUGGGGCAGAUCUGCUUACAGGAGUUGUCAGUCAGAAGAGCUGGAGGGGCCCCAGGAUGAGGAGAGCCAAAGGCUGACUUCUGGACAGCAGAACGGAGGGAGCUGCCGACAUACAGAUGAAUGCCCGUGUGAAUCCCCUUGGUGAGGCCUCAGACUGAGCCCUAUAGAUCCCUUCAGAAGGCUAAGGCAUCUGACCAUCUCUCAGGAUGACCAGUGCAGCACCCUCCAAGAAGCCAUACCGCAAAGCACCGCCACAGCACCGAGAGCUACGGCCUGAGCUGCCUGCUCCAUGGGCUCAGCAGGAGGUCAGCAUGGUUGAAUGUCAGGAGACCCUGACAGACUCGGAGAGGAUGAAGCUCCUGCAGCAAGAGAAUGAGGAGCUGCGGCGGCGCCUAGCCUCUGCCACCAGCCGGACGGAGGCUCUGGAGCGGGAGCUGGAGAUUGGGCAGGACUAUCUGGAGCUAGAGCUGGGUCAGAGCCGGGAAGAACUAGAUAAAUUCAAAGACAAGUUCCGACGACUACAGAACAGCUAUACAGCAUCCCAGAGGAGCAACCAGGAGCUGGAAGACAAGUUGCACACACUGGCCUCUCUUAGCCACAGCUGGAUUUUUGCAAUUAAGAAGGCUGAGAUGGACCGGAAGACCCUGGACUGGGAGAUCGUGGAGCUAACUAACAAGCUGUUGGAUGCAAAGACCACCAUUAACAAGCUAGAGGAGCUCAAUGAACGCUACCGGCAGGACUGUAACCUGGCUGUCCAGCUUCUCAAGUGCAACAAGUCCCAUUUUCGAAACCAUAAAUUUGCUGAUCUGCCAUAUGAGCUUCAGGACAUGGUUAGCAAGCACCUGCAUAGUACCCAGGAUGCCCCUGGCCCUAGUCCUGCCCCUAGCCUGGCUCCAGGAGCUGUGGUACCCACUUCAGUCAUCGCUCGAGUCCUGGAGAAGCCAGAGUCACUCCUGCUCAACUCUGCCCAGUCUGGCAGUGCUGGACGCCCUGUGGCUGAGGAUGUCUUUGUGCAUGUGGACAUGAGUGAGGAACUGGGCAACCCUGCCAGUCCCAUGGCUUCCAUGAGUCCCACCUCCCAGGCCAAUGGGGAGUGUUGCCCUUCAGGCAGUACUCAGGGCUCAUCAGAGGAAGAGCUGCCCCUGCCACCCUGUGAGAAGCUGAGCCCUUACCCUACCCCGCCACCCCCCCAUCCUUUGUACCCUGGCCGAAAAGUGAUUGAAUUCUCUGAGGACAAGGUGCGUAUUCCUAGGAAUAGCCCUCUGCCCAACUGUACCUAUGCCACCCGACAGGCCAUCUCUCUAAGCCUAGUAGAGGAGGGGUCAGAUCGGGCCCGACUCAGCCCUGGCAGCCCAGCCUCUACCCAGGCCUCACCUCGACCACCUGCCAGUCCACCCUCUGCACCUAGCGCUAUUGCCAGCUCUGCUAGUUCUGAAGAAGAUUUGCUAUUAGCCAGCUGGCAGCGAGCAUUUGUGGAUCGGGUACCUCCACCUGCCCCUCUGACCCAACGCACAGCCUUUGGGCAUGAUGUGCUUCCAGAUACCUGUAGUUUUGCUGGCAGCCCCUCAGAUAGUGAGGACCCUGUCCCUGCCCCUUCAUCCCCAUUGGGUGAGGGGUGUCGGCUGUUGCCAUUCCCCAGCCCACUCCUCUCCAGAGAUGAGGAUGAGUUGAACCUGCCUGUGAGCCCUGCAGAGGAGCGCCAGAGCUUGCUGCCUGAAGGAGAGGAAGGGUCUGGCACCCCUCCUGAGGAGACCAGGGCUCGAUUGACCUCCAGUCGUCCCCAGAGAAGCCCCAAGCGGAUGGGUGUGCACCAUUUACACCGAAAGGACAGCCUAACCCAGGCCCAGGAGCAGGGCAACCUGCUAAACUAGAGCCUGGCAUCCCCUUCUCCCUGCUACCCCCUUGCCCUCCCCCUCCCCCCCAGGUUGUAACUGCAUGGGGGACACUGAGGCCUCCUGCCCACUCUAAACUCAGGUUCCCCAGCCCCCUGCUCCUUGGACCAGCCAGUUCACACCAUUGAAAAAGCAGGGACCUUUGCCUUGGAAUUGGCAUUGAAUCAGUCCCUUCACCCAUUUGGAGGUUGACUUUUUCUACAAUUGAGGCACCUGAUGCUUGUCCAAAUAGGGCCUGCUAGGCCUUACUGAUCCCAGCUGAGCACAGGAGACCCUUUCCCCAAACCUUGACCAUCCCUGGGCUGCACUGGGUGUUUGUUAGGGUUAGGGGGUGGGGGGAAGGUCCUGUCAGUAUUUGCCCUGAAGUCCGAUUCUCCCUCAAGGGAGUUUAUUUUGGGGGAAGGGGUUGUUUUUGACCCCCAAGUUUCUUUUACUUAUUGCCUGACACCCUUUCCAUGCUAGGGGCUAUUGUUGCAGAUCUGUGAGGUCAAGGGUGAAAGGAGGGUGGCUUAGGACUUUGUCUCCUUGGGGAAAUGGGGUGGAGAGAAAUCUCCUGCUUGGGCUGGCCUUAGACCCAGGGAAGACUAGAGGUGCCCCUCCCUUCCUUUGGCUCUAGACUGUUACUCUCAGCUUUGGUAAGUUUUCACAACGAUAAGUCUAUUUUAAAAUCAGAAAUAAACUAUUUUAUCGGUA
Molecule: messenger RNA, 6817 nt
Organism: Monodelphis domestica (gray short-tailed opossum)
Lineage: Eukaryota; Metazoa; Chordata; Mammalia; Didelphimorphia; Didelphidae
Gene: TJAP1
Product: tight junction associated protein 1
Biological process (GO): Golgi organization
Cellular component (GO): trans-Golgi network
Source: RefSeq, a predicted model, not a curated record